AUGGAGAAGACUAAUAAAACAAGCAACCAACGCAAAGAAGUCAACUUCGAGAACUACUUUGUACAAAAGGUUCCAGGACUGUACAUCGCCCUUGAUUCCAGUAACGACAGUGGUCAAACUUCCGUAGUCAGGCAUGACAAGAAUGACAACAACAUGUACCCGGUAUGGGACUCUACAUGGAAACGGGCGCCAGAAACUCUUCCCAUGCUGGAAGACCAGGCCGUUUUCACCACCGGCGGUCCCCACCAUAUCUUUGCUGUACCUACAAAGCUGGAGGAGACGGUUACCGUGCAUUAUAGCCCACUCGAGGGCCAGCAGACUACUAUUUACAUACACCCCUCAAACAGUGUCGAGCAACGCAUCCCGCGAUAUAUGAGGACGCUCGAUGCGGCGGACGUCUCGCCGGAGGAUCUUGCGAAGCCGAUUCCGCCAUAUGACCCUAAAUCAGGCGGAGGGGCGGACGUACGCCAGAAGAAGCUCGGUGUAACGGUGCAGUCUGCUUCAGAGUACGAGGGAGGUGACGGUGAGGAUGAAGCACACCCAGUUGACGAAGGAAGUGGAGAGGAAGACGAUGGCAACGCAGCGAUCGCUUCCGUGCCCGCUAUGGCUGCGUCUGUAGGUACAAACAACUCGCUCUACCUCCACGCUCACGAGCACCGUACGAGCUACGCAACCCUCACCCUCAACGAACAGACCAGGACGCUAGUCAUCAACCCGAUAAAAGCCAGAACAAACCUUAAAGUCAUCAAUCUCAGAGGCGUGGGCGGCCAAACACCCAUCACCAUCCAAUGCUACCCCUUCCAAGAAGGUCGCACUCUCCGCUUUGUCGACUGUGGCUGGGACACCAUGAUCGAGAGAAAGUUUGUCGGAUACAAGGAGUGCCAUGUUCAUCUUCCGCCGGAUAAGUGGCAUGCGGGUUUCCAGCAUGGGGUUUUGGGCGGUAGGGACAGGACGGCGUAUGGCCCGCAUGAUGCACGGCAUGCGGAACAUAAUGCUGGUGAUUUUGCACGGUUUAUGGAUGCGUUGGAGAGGAUUGUGGGAGUAGGGAAUGUGGAGAGGUGUAGGAAGUUGGAAAAUGGUGAGGUUGUGGAUGAAGAUGCGGAAGAGAUUUACCCUAUCAGUAUGGAGAACCCUGAACAAAACACUAUGGAGCACGAGAACGCCGAGCAUCGGACCGCCGAGCAUAUUACCGCCGAACGUCAGACCACCGAAUCGGAUACCACUCAAGAUGCCAAAACAAAGGGCCCAGAAGAAGGCGCCAAAGAUGAGUACUGGCUACAUGACAACAUCGCCGGGCUCUACAUCACGAUGAACCCUGCAAACGUCCACGGCCGCACCACAGUGAUCAGACAUGCCGGUACCGAGGACUUCUUAGUGUGGGACUCUUCAUGGGACCACACCCAGCCAUUCGCCGAAAUGACAGUGGAGGUAGCCCGCAACGCGGCUCAUUCUGCCCUGGGCGUUGUAACCGAUUACGAGAAGCUGAGUCAACCGAUUACAGUCUAUCAUGCCCCGGUCAAGGGUAUACCUAGCAUCAUGCGAUCCGAGCCUAAAAGCGCGCGUCUUGGGUUUGUUCAGGAGUACGCGAAGGCACACGAUCCAGCGCGGGUGACUGAAGAGGACUUCAAGAGGCCUAUUCCGGCAGCCAGAAUGGGCGACAACGUUAAGCCGAUAGUCACUGGCGACUCAGUGUCCGGCAGCAUCGGUGUUGCAGCUUCAGGUUUGGAUGACUCGUUAUUCCUUUAUGUUCACGAGCACCAUGCAAGCUGGGUCACUCUGAUCCUCGACUUACAAGACCCGAGCGCACCUAAGAUGCAGCUAGGCAAGAACAGAUCCGUCGAUCUUCGGCAGCAAGACGAUACCGAUGAGCCCUUUCAUAUCGAAUACUACGCCUUCAAACACGGAUAUACCCUGCGUCUCAACAACUGCGGCCAUACUACACAGAUCAGAGGCGGCCCCAUAGAAGGGAAAAUAUUCAAAGGUAAGAGCACGAAGAGCAGCAGAACAACAAUCAAGUGGAAGGAGUUUCACCUGCAUCUACCCUUUGAUCGUUGGCAUGCUCCGUGCAAGCACGACACGUGGAAAGGAAAGUACAAUGGUAGGGCGCAGGGUAUGCACAACGAGGACUAUGCGAAACACAAUGUCGUCAUGUUUCCGAGGUUUAUGGAUAAGCUGGAGGAGAUUAUCGGGGAAGGACGUAUAUGGAUGAGCACGCAGAGUGACGGAGAGUUUGAUGACAUAGACGCAGAAGACAGGGAGGAAAUUGACGAGGAAGGUGAGGGGAGCGGUGAGGAGGAUGAUGGUGGGGAAGCUGCUUUGGAAGGUGGCGAUGGAGGUAGUGAGUAG
Molecule: messenger RNA, 2346 nt
Organism: Alternaria novae-zelandiae
Lineage: Eukaryota; Fungi; Ascomycota; Dothideomycetes; Pleosporales; Pleosporaceae
Exons: 4
Coding region: 1-2346 (781 amino acids)
Source: RefSeq, a predicted model, not a curated record